Molecule: messenger RNA, 984 nt
Organism: Rotaria sordida
Lineage: Eukaryota; Metazoa; Rotifera; Eurotatoria; Philodinida; Philodinidae
Source: the annotation of a GenBank genome assembly
AUGCAAUCUGAUAUUUAUUGUUGUCAUUUUCGUACAUUUGCAAGUGGUUUUCUAAUUGGAAAACAAAAAUUAUUCUUUAACUAUACUCAAACAAUUCAAUGUAAACCAAACAAAGAAUAUUUUAAAAUUAUUCAUGCUCCUGUAUAUCAUCUCAAAAAAUUGUAUACAUUACCAAUUUAUAAUGAAGAUGAAGAAAAACUUGAAUGGUCUAUUGAAUCAAUAUUAGAAUUCAAUGAAAGUUCGAUAUGUCCCAAUGGUUUCGAACGUAAAGACAAAUUUUGUCAUGAGUGCAAUAACUGUCAAUCUGAUGAAUGCGAAAAAGGAUAUCGAAGAAAUUUUGAAUCUGGAUUAUGUGAAGAUAUUGAUGAAUGUAUUGAAAAUACAAAUAUUUGUCAAUAUAUGUGUGAAAAUCAAAUAGGAUCUUAUCGAUGUUAUUGUCCAAUUGGAUUUAAAAUAAAUAAUUUAGGACAAUGUCAAGAUAUUGAUGAAUGUCGUCAAUUUCAAAUUGAUUGUGGUCAAGAUCGUAUAUGUUUUAAUACUCAAGGUGCUUAUGAAUGUAUAGAUAUUCCAUGUCCAAUUGGUUAUAUUCAUCAAAAUGAAAGUGAUUGUUUAUUAAAAUGUUAUCAACGUUCAUCAUCAUGUCGUCCUCGUCAAGCUAUUUAUAUUCGUCAUAGAUUUAUUGCUAUAUCACGAUUAACAUUAUCAAAUCGAACAUUAUUUUAUUUACCUAUAACUUAUCAAAAUAAAAGUUCAAUAACAAUAAUUAAUAGAAAUACAAUGAAUGUAUCUUUUCCUUUUAUACUUGAUGGUAAUAAUCUAAAAACAAAUCAAACAUUAAUUGAAUCAAAUGAAUAUGAAUUUGAAAUAAAUUUAUAUAAUAAUGAAUUCAAUGAUAAAUAUUUAUCUCAUCAUCAUCAUCAUCAUCGUCGUCGUUUACAUACAAUAUUUAUUAUGCGAAUUAAUAUUUCACCAUUUCAUUUUUAA